Sinocyclocheilus grahami is the source of this 1433-nucleotide messenger RNA. RefSeq names its product FLVCR choline and putative heme transporter 2b (gene flvcr2b). Gene Ontology annotation, biological process: transmembrane transport; heme export. Bases 288 to 1433 code for a protein of 381 amino acids. NCBI's taxonomy places the organism in Eukaryota, Metazoa, Chordata, Actinopteri, Cypriniformes, Cyprinidae. Gene Ontology annotation, molecular function: heme transmembrane transporter activity; heme binding. Gene Ontology annotation, cellular component: membrane. The transcript is spliced from 6 exons. The record is from RefSeq and is a predicted model, not a curated record.
GUUAGUUUUUUUUUUUUACGCCAGGAACUUCAUCACGGUGGCGAAACUUUCAACGAGCGUUUGAAGAGUUUCUGCUGCGAGAGCCGGAGACUUUAUUAAAUCCGAGCAGCGGAUGAACAUACACUAGCCUUUAAACUCAGGAAACAUGGCAUUAAUCUUUCAUGCGAAGUAAGUGUUUAAUUACAGCAGAGUUUGGCAUGUUAUACAGUGACAGCAGUUCAUUCAGCAUGAAUGAAUGAAUCUGUCAGUCUCGGGAGACGCUCUGAACGCGGUUGAAUCGAGUGAAAAUGAGCGAUGAAUCAAAGCCAGUGGACGGAGAGGUGAAUGAUAAUAAAUAUUUCACAAAAACAGCCGAUGCUGAGGUGACUUUUGAACACCAAAACGCACCGCCUGAAACGCGUUUAUAUAAAAAGAGAUGGAUCAUAGUAUUAUUAUUCAGCUCGUAUUCGCUGUGUAACUCCUAUCAAUGGAUUCAAUACGGAAUCAUCAACAAUAUCUUCAUGCGCUUCUACGGCGUGGACUCGUUCACCAUUGACUGGAUGUCCAUGAUUUACAUGCUGACGUACAUUCCGCUGAUUUUCCCCGUCUCGUGGCUCUUGGAUAAAAAAGGGCUGAGGGUCAUCGCGCUCGUGGCGGCGGCUCUGAAUUGCACCGGCACGUGGAUCAAGGUGGCCAGCGCGAGACCGGACCUUUUCCCGGUGACAUUUUUGGGUCAGUUCACGUGCUCAGUGGCGCAGGUGUUUAUUCUCGGGAUGCCCUCGCGCAUCGCGUCGGUGUGGUUCGGAUCGGAAGAAGUGUCCACUGCCUGCUCCAUCGGGGUCUUCGGAAAUCAGUUGGGGAUCGCCAUAGGCUUCCUUGUUCCACCAAUACUGGUUCCAAAUGUGGACGAUCUGGACGAGUUAGCGGCUCACAUCAGAGUCAUGUUCUACAUCACGGCGGGAGUGGCCACCUUCCUGUUUGUGUUGGUUGUCAUUGUGUUUCAGGAGCGUCCGGAGAUCCCUCCCACCCAUGCUCAAGCCGCGGCUCGGAGGAUCUCUCCAGAGAGCUACUCGUAUACAGCAUCCAUCCUCAGGCUGCUCCACAACAAAGCCUUCAUCCUCCUCGUCAUCACUUACGGGCUGAAUGUUGGCUGUUUCUAUGGUGUCAGUACGCUUCUCAACCGAAUGAUCAUUGAACACUAUCCUGGAGAGGAGGUGAACGCCGGCAGGAUCGGCCUCACCAUCGUGAUCGCUGGCAUGGUGGGAUCCCUCAUCUGUGGGAUCUGGUUAGACCAAUCUAAGACAUACAAACAAACAACACUAGCCGUGUAUCUGAUGUCGCUUGUGGGUUUGGUGCUUUAUGCUUUUACCUUGGAUCUGGGUCACUUUCCUCUCAUAAACACUACACUAUCAUUCAAAAGUUUGGAGUUCGUACUAUUUUAUAAAUGGUUUUGA